Molecule: messenger RNA, 1326 nt
Organism: Penicillium oxalicum
Lineage: Eukaryota; Fungi; Ascomycota; Eurotiomycetes; Eurotiales; Aspergillaceae
Product: questin oxidase family protein
Exons: 5
Coding region: 1-1326 (441 amino acids)
Molecular function (GO): oxidoreductase activity
Source: RefSeq, a predicted model, not a curated record
AUGGCAACCGCGCACAAGGUCCAUCUUUCCGCAAGCUCCGACGUGGGAGUCUUCAGCCAUGGGGCAAAGGAGGAGACAGCCCGCGCGGCGAGUGAGGCUUUGCAGGCAGAUAUGGAGAAACACCAUGUCUUCUUCAAUGAUCAAGGCUUUCAUAAUCACAUCCCCCAUUCGCUACUGAGUAUCUAUGCUGUCGGCGGUUCGGCCGACGAUAUCCGCGCAGCAUUCGGAAGGAAUCAAUCAUAUCAGCGGCCGGUCUUACCCACCGACGAUGAGUUGGUGGGCAAGAUGCACCAGACGGGCAAUCUGAGGGAAUACUUUGGACAGGAGAAAAACUACCCAAAUUUCCUGUCUUUCUUUCAAAAACAGAUUGACGACAAGGGCGUGGAUGCAAUCUUGAAUGAGUAUUUGUUCGCCGAGAACGGGCAGGCAGAGAACCUGUUGUGUCGACUGUGGGGAGGCCUGGUUCAUCCAUUGAUCCAUCUCGGAUUUGGGCUCGAGUUCAAUCAGCCUGCUAUCGUGGCCGAGGCGCUUGCCCAGGCCGCUGUUCAUGACGACAAGCUUGGCUAUGACUUCUUCCUCUCCGCCGAGAAGAAAGCAGGCGCAGUGGGAAAAGCAAGCAGCAAGAGCCUCAUACAGCUUUUGAAUGAAAUUCUCGAAAACGAAGCCUUGGCUACUUCAGCCCAAUUCGGCGACAAGAACAAAAUCACAGACGGUGUGCUUCGACGAGCAUCCCAAGAGAUGUUGCACGUCGCCUCGCAAUACACGGUUUCAGAAGACCAGGUGGACGAGAAACUGGCCGAGAUGAUCAACGCUUUUGUGUAUUAUACGAGUGCCGCCCAGCGGCCAAACAAAAUGGUCAAGUUGGACUUCUUUUUCAUCCACUGUGUCAACUCGGCUAUUUUCUUCUCGAGUCUCGUCCAUCGACCCAGUCUGAACCAGCAGACCCGGCUGCGUCUGCUAGAGUGGAAGGGCCGCCUCGACCUCCUGAUGUAUGUUUCGCGUGGAUGUCCUGAGUUGAGAAAGGAGGACAUUGUGAACCAUCCGAUCACCAAGGAUUGGUCUGCCGUCUUUGCCAGCGCCGCAUCACACCCGGCAGAUGACGGCCAUUUGGUCAAAUUUGUCCGCGCAGUUGCGCACGGGGAGCAGGUAUGCAAGCCCUUUGACGGCAAACGGCAAGAAUCUAUGCCGGUUUCAGGCAAGAUGUGGCUCCAAAUUGCCAACAUGGCUAUCGACUCCACUGUUGGGGAAGAGGAUGGCGCGAUGUGGAUCCGCUCCACAGGUUUCGAUGAAGCCUGGGAGAAGAUUCCCGCACGCUCUCGUCUUUGA